UCGCCAUCAUCAUUUUAGAUUCGAAUCCAAUCGGUUCGGAACCACAUCUUCAUCACAUACAAUUCAUUUGAUUCUCGCUUUUUGUGUGUAUAUGUGUUGAAAGUUUGCUGAAUAUUCCGGGUAUAUGCCUUAAAAAAAUGAUUUUGUUUUUUGCCAUGUUGUUAAGUUUCAUCAAUGUAUCAUCAGUGAAUAUAACUUAUAAUAUUCUAAAAGAAAAGAAAGACAUUUUCACCAUUUUCUGUUAUUCUAAAUUUUUGUAACAUCCAUCAUCAGAUAAAGUCGACUAGUUUUUAUUCAUCUGACAACAACAUUAUCACCGACAAACCCAUAAUGAUAUGGCAACGAAAUAACCAUACUAUGAAUAAAUGUUCAAUUUUCUUCCGAUUCUGGUCAAUUGAAUCAUCGAUCAUCCGUGUCAUCAAUUUUUGAUCAGAUGUCGAGUUUAAUUUAUUUUCCGUUUGACACCAUUUUCACUAUGAAGUUUUAACUGUUUUAUAGCAUAUACGAUUUUAUAUCAUGAUGAAUUCAAUAACAACACCUGCAUCAUCAUCAUCAUCUUUAUCAAUGAUGUCCCCAAUAACGAAUUAUUCAAAUCAAUUGUCUUUCAUUGUGAAUACAACGGCAGCCAUUGGUUCGCAUAUUAUGCCAUCAUCAUCAACGUUACCGACAUCCGAUUCGAAUAAUCAAAUUAAUGACAAUCAUUCAUCAUUAUCAUUAUUGCAACAACAUUAUUAUUCACAUUUACAAUCAUCAUCUUCAUCUACUCCAGAUGAUGAGCUCACAAAUAAUUCGAUCAUAUCGAAUUUAAAUUCCUUUUUUCAAUCCACAACUACUGUAUUGCCAUCACCAUCAUUAACUUCAAUUGCAAAUCAAUCACUCAAUCAUCAAAAUUCAUUUACAUUUCAUUGUGAAGAUGGUCUCAUACUACCAUGUUGGUAUUCUGAUGACUCCCUACAAACAAUGAUAUUACAUGGAGUUGUUUAUUUAUUUGCAUUGAUCUAUAUGUUUGUCGGUGUGGCCAUAAUUGCAGAUCGUUUUAUGUCCUCAAUUGAACAGAUUACCAGUCAAGAACGUGAUAUUAUUGUACGUCGUCCAGAUGGUCGCAAAGAAAUCGUAUCUGUUCGGAUAUGGAAUGAAACCGUUUCUAAUCUUACAUUAAUGGCCUUAGGAUCUUCUGCGCCAGAAAUUCUACUUUCUGCAAUUGAAAUUUAUGCACAAAAUUUUGAAGCGGGUGAAUUGGGACCCGGUACAAUUGUCGGAUCGGCUGCUUUCAACAUGUUUGUUAUUAUUGCAAUAUGUGUAUGGGCUGUACCUAGUACACAGAUUAAAAAAAUUAAAUACCUUCGUGUGUUCAUCAUAACAAUGCUUUUCUCUGUGUUUGCCUAUGUUUGGUUAUUGAUUAUAUUAAUAUGGUCAUCCCCGGGUGUUAUCGAAGUAUGGGAAGGAUUAAUGACUUUAUUCUUCUUCUAUCUUACUGUACAAUUAGCUUAUAUUGCCGAUAAACGUUUAUUAAUCUAUAAAUAUCUUGAUAAACAUUAUCGUUUUCGACGUAAUCGCUUAUAUGAAUCGCCGCAAUCGAAACCACCUAGCAAAAUGCAAACACUAAGUUCGACAUCAAACGAAGACGGUACGGGUGAGGAAAAAAUGGAAUUGAACAAUGUUAAUGGGCAAAUCAAAGACAAAGUUGAUCAACAACAGCCGCCUCAACAGCAACCUCAAUCCAUAAUAGAUCCAGUACCUGUCAAAGAUGGCUCAUAUUCCGCUCAACAAACACAAGACAAUCCGAUCGAAAUGCUCAACAAAAAUGUCAAGUAUAUUGAUGCCAGUGAAGAAGAUUUACAAUUGAUUGAAGAUCAUCGUGAGAACGUGAUCGAAAUUUUGAAAGAUGUAUAUUCACGUCAUCCGAAUGCAACAUUAGAAGAGCUUGAAGCGAUUGGCCGCGCCGAGAUUCAAAAACUUCAGCCCAAAAGUCGUGCAUAUUAUCGAAUGAUUGCCGCACGACGAAUGCUUGGCUCAAGUACAGAUUUACCUAAUGAUUCAUAUAGUUCGCGUGAUUCUCUAUCGAUUCAAACACCCCCUACACCAUCGGCAAAAAAUAGUAAACAACCGGAUGAAUUGGAAAUGAUUUCCUCCCAUGAUGUUCAGGAGAAAUUUAUGAUUCAUGUAAAAUUUGAUCCAAAAGAAUAUACGGUAAUGGAAGAUGUUGGACAAAUGUCAUUGACUGUUCGUCGUUCGGGCCCGGAUCUUGAUUCAUCUAUUAUUGUUCAUUAUCGUACAGAGGAUGGUACCGCUAAAGCGGGCACUGAUUAUGAACCAGCUUCUGGAUCAAUAAUUUUUGGACCUGGAGAAUCGUAUAAACAAAUAAUAUUGACUAUCAUCAAUGAUGAUGAAUUCGAAGAGGAUGAACAUUUUUAUGUACGACUAUUCGAUGCUAAAUAUGCAUCAGUAGCCAUGGAUUCGGAAGAAAAUCAAAAACCAAUCAUUAACAUUAUGGAUGACCGUGCCCGUAUCAAUAUACUGGAUGAUGAUCAUUCGGGUGUAUUUUCAUUUGUCAAUAAUGUCUUCCAAAUGCCCGAAACCAUUGGUGUUUAUCGUUUGGAUGUAAUCCGAUAUUGUGGUGCACGCGGUACGGUUGCCGUACCAUAUCGUACUAUUCCGGCAACAGCAAAACCAGGUGAAGAUUUUGAAAUGAGCGAAGGACAUUUAUUAUUUCACAAUAAUGAAACAAAAAAGCAUAUCAACCUUUCCAUAAUUAAUAAUGUAAAUUAUGAAAAAAAUUCCAUAUUUUAUGUUGAACUUUAUGAACCACAUCGCCGUGAUCAACAAAAUGUCCACAAUGAAUUGAAUGAACGUGGUGCUCCACGUUUAGGUGACCUAACAAAAUGUAUGAUUCGGAUACGUGAAUCUAAAGAGUUCAAACAAAUUGUAGACAGUUUGAUGCGACGAAAGAAAACAUUAGGCUAUGCUGAUCGUGCCGGUUCAUGGGAAAAUCAAAUCAUAACGGCCGUUAAGAUGCACAAAUUAAGUGCAUCUUCAUCAUUGAGUGAAGAUGUUGAAUGUUCAAAACGAGAAACAUUGGAUGGAUCAAAAGAUGAAGAAUCAGAUGAAGGUGAACGUACCUGUUGCGAUUAUUUCAUCCAUUAUGCCACCUUUUUCUGGAAAAUUGCCUUUGCUUUUGUACCACCAGCCACCAUUUGGAAUGGUUGGGCCUGUUUUCUUGUAUCCAUUACAAUGAUUGGCGUACUGACUGCAUUGAUCAAUGAUCUAGCAUCACAUUUUGGGGCUACUGUUCAUCUAAAAGAUUCAGUGACAGCUAUAUCAUUGGUAGCAUUAGGUACUUCCGUACCGGAUACAUUCGCAUCUAAAAUUGCUGCGGAAAAUGAAAAAAAUGCAGAUUCAUCUGUCGGAAAUGUAACCGGAAGUAAUGCUGUGAAUGUUUUUCUUGGUAUUGGUGUAGCAUGGACAAUGGCUGCCAUUUAUCAUGCUAUAAAAGGUACACAAGGAGGAUUUCAAGUAGAGCCGGGAAGUCUUGGAUUUUCAGUACUUUUAUAUUGCAUUUGUGCUUUUAUAUGUGCAGCUGUAUUAAUGAUACGACGUGCAUAUUUAGGCGGUGAACUUGGAGGACCGAUCAUACCGAAAAUCACGACGGUCAGUUUUUUCGUAUUCUUAUGGCUAUUCUAUCUGAUUAUGUCAACACUUGAAGCUUAUGGUUAUAUCCAAGGUUUCUAACUCACAAAAAACUACUCGACAUUUCACACAUCUUUUUCAAAUUCAAAUUAAUCAUCCAUUCCUUCCUUUUUUUUGUCCA
Dermatophagoides farinae (American house dust mite) is the source of this 3808-nucleotide messenger RNA. Its product is annotated as sodium/calcium exchanger 3. Lineage: Eukaryota; Metazoa; Arthropoda; Arachnida; Sarcoptiformes; Pyroglyphidae. Gene Ontology annotation, biological process: cell communication; sodium ion transmembrane transport; calcium ion import across plasma membrane. The record is from RefSeq and is a predicted model, not a curated record. Gene Ontology annotation, cellular component: postsynapse; sarcolemma; axon. Gene Ontology annotation, molecular function: calcium:sodium antiporter activity.